This is a messenger RNA of Dreissena polymorpha, 852 nucleotides long. RefSeq lists its product as uncharacterized. The transcript is spliced from 2 exons. The record is from RefSeq and is a predicted model, not a curated record. NCBI's taxonomy places the organism in Eukaryota, Metazoa, Mollusca, Bivalvia, Myida, Dreissenidae. Bases 75 to 587 code for a protein of 170 amino acids.
CUAGACAUUUGUUUGUCAAAGCGAUCAGUCGCAUAUUUCAGAGCUCCCGCAAAAACGUAGAAAUUUGCAGAAAAAUGGGAGAAAACAACGAAACAAAGGUAAAGAACAACCUGUGGAGGCUUCUGUCUCGAGGUGUAAGGACAGAACAUGUCAGCGCGUUAGCAUCACGCCUACGAAAGAUGUUCAUGCAGCUAGCGGCUUUUGUGAGACAUGCCCGGUCCACGGACGCGUACGACGAUACCAGACCCCUUACAAAGGGAGAGAAGUCCUUGAUAAAUCCCAUCUACAAAGGGCCCCAAAUCACCGUUCCGUGGACUGGUCCCGUGUUCGAGUUCCCCACAUCUCGGAAACUCACAAACGCCGAGCUGAAGGCUCAGGUGAACCUGCUGGAACUCAGGUUCUGGAAGCAGGGCGAGAUAAUGGCAAGGCACAGGAGUCAGACAUGCGUCUUGCAGAGGGUCCGGUCCGCCAGGAUUCCGUUUUUCAACGAAAAGAAAGUGGCGGAGAUGGCCGACCUUGUUGAAAAAAUCAAACUGCGACAGUACAUCAAGGAGUCUGGCCUAGACGGAUUUGGUGUUUUAACGUGAGAGCAAGAUGUUUGACGCGAAGCAAUGCAAAGACGUUUUUAUAUAAUUAUAUAUUUUAUAUAUUUUCGCAUUAAAACGUUGUGUAAAGUCAUUUUUUUUACUUUCAAAUUAUUUCAUGCGUUUUUGUGCAUAUAUAUAUAAUCUGUAUAUAUAUAUUUAAGAAUCACUUUUGGGGGACAUUGUUUCAAUUGGGGACAUUGUUUCAAUUGUAUUAUUAGUUGUUUUAUGGCGAAUGUUUUAAUGAAUAAAUCGGUGAUACGGUAAA